CCUCCCAUAGAAACUGCACGUCAUUCUCAUCCUCUGCGUAACCUGCUCCUGCUGCCGGUGGUGUGACAAGAUAGAUCGCCUGUGCACCCUAAGUCUAUCCGUCAGAACCUCAAGAUGCCCCCGGGGAAGAAGGGGCCGCGAGUCCCACGGUGUCACGCGGAAGAUACAGAACCUACUCCUACAGACUAUGAGAAACAGAGGGCAAUUACAAUCAUGAAGAAUAAUCAAAUGAUGCAACGGUUAGGGAUUCGUCAAUUACAAUCAAUGAUGGCUAGUAUUCCAAGUGGAAGGAUGAACGAUAAUGCUCCUCACGAAUCUGGAUCGUUGUAUGAUGGUGAUGAUAUUGAGGACUCUGAGGAUGAGAUGGUCAGUAAGGAAUCCCUAGUUGAUAAGUCUGUAGCCAGCCACAUCCCCAACAAUGGUGCUGAAAUCUCUUCGAAAAAUACAAGAGCCUCUAAAAGGGUUGUUGCACCUGGAGUGCAAGAACAACCAAUUAGAGUCACUAGGCGAAGGAGUGCUACCAUAAACCAAGAGUCCAACCAAAAUAUAAUGGCUGGUAUACUGUCUGAUUCUUGUGAUGCCACAAACCAAGAUUGCACCCAACGCAUAUCUACUGUUGUACAACCUAGUUCACCAAUAGAGACCGAGAGCGAAGAUCCCACUGGAGACCAAGGCGAGUGA
Molecule: messenger RNA, 681 nt
Organism: Zea mays
Lineage: Eukaryota; Viridiplantae; Streptophyta; Magnoliopsida; Poales; Poaceae
Exons: 3
Coding region: 115-681 (188 amino acids)
Source: RefSeq, a predicted model, not a curated record